CCACACCGAACCUGCUGGGCCAUGUGCUUGCUGGAGACGCACCCCCACUGACCACACGCCGACUGCCCCAACCCACCACGACGCUCCCGCACCGCCCCGUCCACCUACGCUCGCUGGCCGACCCCUCCCCCACCCCGUUCACUCGCACCCCAGCAUCCGCCGCACCCUCGUCUAGUGCACACGACGCCUGCCACUGCCGCUCCUGGAACACUCGCAGCCCGCGGCCGACUCGUCCACAUCACGCUCUGCGUGAGGCAGCCUGAGCCGCGUCAGCACAGCGGCGCGCAAUUGCACACGCAACCGACGCCAGCAUGUCGUCGUCGUCGCAGGUCGUCGAGUCGUGGAUCGCGUCCUUCUGCGGACUGCUGGGCCACGAGUACUUCGCCGAGGUGUCCGAGGACUUCAUCGAGGACGACUUCAACCUGACGGGCCUGCAGUCGCAGGUGCCCAUGUACAAGGAGGCCCUGGAGAUGAUCCUGGACGUCGAGCCCGAGGACGACGAGGACGAAGAAGACGACGAGGACGAAGAGGAAGAGGACGACGAGAUACUGGGCGACGAGCGCACACCAGGCUACCGCCGCGCCAGCGACCGGCGACAUCUGCGCAUAGCGUCGGACCUGAGCGUCAUCGAGAGCUCGGCCGAGCUGCUCUACGGCCUCAUACACCAGCGCUACAUCACGUCGCGGCCCGGCAUCCAGCAGAUGCACGAAAAGUACGAGCUGCAGCACUUUGGCACCUGUCCGCGCGUCAACUGCAACUCGUGCAAGGUCCUGCCCGUCGGCCUGAACGACAGCCCCGGCCACGAGACGGUCAAGCUCUUCUGCCCCUCGUGUCUCGACGUCUACACGCCGCCCAACUCGCGCUUCCAGACCGUCGACGGCGCCUUCUUCGGCACCACCUUCCCCUCGCUGUUCUUCAUGACCUUUACCGACCUCGACAUUGGCGGCGGCCUGCGCACCACCGCCUCGUCCACCAUCGACGCCAUCACCGCCCUGCAAGCCCAGAGCGACGAGGCAAAGUCCCGAAACUCGACCCCCCUGAACGUCAUGUCCAUCAACGGCGUCGCACCCCACAACCUCGCCCCCGCCCUCGGCGCAGGCAACAUCUACGAACCCCGCAUAUACGGCUUCCGCGUCAGCGAGCGCGCGCGCUCAGGCCCCCGCAUGAAAUGGCUGCGCAUGCGUCCCGCAGACGUGACGGAGCUCGACGAAACACGACUGUAUUGGGAAGGCCGCGGCGAAGACGACGCCGACCGGCCCGACGACGAUGACCUCAACAUGGUCGAUGUCGCCGAGGGAGGGAGAGGCGCCGGCCCCGCUGACCGGAGGAAGAAGGCCAUUCGCACCCGGAGACGGACGGCUAACGGCUCAGGCGCUACAGGCAGCCCAAUGGAUACAAACGGUGUUGGUGCGGCGGGUUAGUCAUUGUCGCACCUAGCGUUGACGGAUGGAUAUGCUACUGUGUGAGAACGAGCAAGGGACUGCGGGCGUUGGGUUAGUCAUCAGCAGGCUUCAGGGGAUUUGUGGGCCUGACGACACCGUGUCUGCCAUUUGUGUGUUUUGAGGAAUCAAAGAAGGGAGGACGGGAUGGGAUGGGGGUGUGCAGAAGUAGUUAUUGCUUGGGUUUUUGGGCUUGUGUCUAGUAUUUAGUUCCAGACCAAUAGAUUCUGGGCAUUCUUUUUCUUUAACAGUGUGUUUGUGGGUGUUUGUGUUAAAAGGGGUGAUUUGUGUCGCAUGGUAGGGAAAGAAUACA
Dothidotthia symphoricarpi CBS 119687 is the source of this 1752-nucleotide messenger RNA. RefSeq lists its product as uncharacterized. Lineage: Eukaryota; Fungi; Ascomycota; Dothideomycetes; Pleosporales; Dothidotthiaceae. Bases 312 to 1421 code for a protein of 369 amino acids. Gene Ontology annotation, molecular function: protein kinase regulator activity. The record is from RefSeq and is a predicted model, not a curated record. Gene Ontology annotation, cellular component: cytoplasm; protein kinase CK2 complex. The transcript has a single exon.